This is a messenger RNA of Chionomys nivalis (European snow vole), 11307 nucleotides long. RefSeq names its product solute carrier family 1 member 2 (gene Slc1a2). NCBI's taxonomy places the organism in Eukaryota, Metazoa, Chordata, Mammalia, Rodentia, Cricetidae. The record is from RefSeq and is a predicted model, not a curated record. Bases 632 to 2353 code for a protein of 573 amino acids. Gene Ontology annotation, biological process: L-glutamate transmembrane transport. Gene Ontology annotation, molecular function: L-glutamate transmembrane transporter activity; neutral L-amino acid transmembrane transporter activity; glutamate:sodium symporter activity. The transcript is spliced from 11 exons. Gene Ontology annotation, cellular component: plasma membrane.
CAGCGUCUGAAGAUGUGGGGUAGGGGUGACGGUUAAAGAAGUCGCCCCAGGCUGCGGCGCGGGUGAUGUCAGCUCUGGACAAAAAUAGAGAGGGAUCGCCUGCAAAUCCCCAGCUCCAGCGGGGCUAAACCUUGCAAUCCCUCCCGGGCCGGCGCCGAGCCAGGGCGCAGCGGCCUCCACCGCCUCCCCCGGCGCGCACACACCAGCACACGCGCACGCACGCACACACUCCCCCGCACUCCCGGUCUUCCCGGGUGUCUCUAGGUGCGGGCCACUCGCCGCACCAGUUUGCUCCGCGGUGAAGCAUACACAGGUGGCGGCUGGAAGGCAGGGAACGCGUUCCUGCAGCUCUGCAGCCGGGGCGCUCCAGCAGGAGCCAGUGUGGGAUCCCCGCAGAGCCUCUCGGAGCGCUGGCCGCGAGCCGCGGACGGGAACGCGGACCGCGCUUCGUGGAUUAGCGCCCGCAGCAGCCUCCCGCGCGCCGAGGCGCUAAAGGGCUUACCCAGGAGGGGGGUGCGAGGGCGGGGAGAGGCUGCCCGUUAAAUACCGCUCCCCGCCGCACUCCGGGCUCACCCAGCUCGCCGCCACCGUCGCCAGACCGUGCCCGGGAGGAGGGGGCGUUCCCCACGCCAUGGCAUCAACGGAAGGUGCCAACAAUAUGCCCAAGCAGGUGGAAGUGCGCAUGCACGACAGCCACCUCAGCUCUGAGGAGCCUAAGCACCGAAACCUGGGUCUGCGCAUGUGCGACAAGCUGGGGAAGAACCUCCUGCUGUCACUGACGGUGUUUGGUGUUAUCCUGGGGGCAGUAUGUGGCGGGCUGCUUCGCCUGGCGUCUCCCAUCCACCCCGAUGUGGUCAUGUUGAUAGCCUUCCCGGGGGACAUACUCAUGAGGAUGCUGAAGAUGCUCAUCCUCCCUCUCAUCAUCUCCAGUUUAAUCACAGGCUUGUCAGGCCUGGAUGCUAAAGCCAGUGGCCGCCUAGGUACGAGAGCCAUGGUAUAUUACAUGUCCACGACCAUCAUUGCCGCUGUGUUGGGAGUCAUCCUGGUGCUGGCCAUCCACCCUGGCAAUCCCAAGCUCAAGAAGCAGCUGGGGCCUGGGAAGAAGAACGACGAGGUGUCUAGCCUGGACGCCUUCCUGGAUCUCAUUAGAAACCUCUUCCCGGAGAACCUGGUGCAAGCCUGUUUCCAACAGAUUCAGACAGUGACAAAGAAAGUCCUGGUGGCACCUCAGGCCGAGGAGGCAAAUACAACCAAGGCGGUCAUCUCCAUGUUGAAUGAAACCAUGAACGAGGCCCCUGAAGAAACUAAGAUCAUUAUAAAGAAGGGCCUGGAGUUCAAAGAUGGGAUGAAUGUCUUGGGUCUGAUAGGGUUCUUCAUUGCUUUCGGCAUUGCCAUGGGGAAGAUGGGCGAGCAGGCCAAACUGAUGGUGGAGUUCUUCAACAUCCUGAAUGAGAUCGUAAUGAAGUUAGUGAUCAUGAUCAUGUGGUACUCCCCGCUGGGUAUUGCCUGCCUGAUCUGUGGGAAGAUCAUCGCCAUCAAGGACUUAGAAGUGGUUGCUAGGCAACUGGGGAUGUACAUGAUCACAGUGAUCGUGGGCCUCAUCAUCCAUGGGGGCAUCUUCCUCCCCUUGAUUUACUUUGUGGUGACCAGAAAAAACCCGUUCUCCUUUUUUGCUGGUAUUUUCCAAGCCUGGAUCACUGCCCUGGGAACAGCUUCCAGUGCUGGGACUUUGCCUGUCACCUUCCGUUGCUUGGAAGACAAUCUAGGGAUUGAUAAGCGUGUGACCAGGUUUGUCCUCCCGGUUGGAGCAACCAUCAACAUGGAUGGUACAGCCCUUUACGAAGCCGUGGCCGCCAUCUUCAUAGCCCAGAUGAAUGGUGUCAUCCUGGACGGAGGGCAGAUUGUGACCGUAAGCCUCACAGCCACCCUGGCGAGCAUCGGUGCAGCCAGUAUUCCCAGUGCCGGGUUGGUCACCAUGCUCCUCAUCCUAACUGCUGUGGGCCUGCCAACGGAGGAUAUCAGUCUGCUGGUGGCGGUGGACUGGCUCUUGGACAGGAUGAGAACUUCAGUCAAUGUUGUGGGUGACUCUUUUGGGGCUGGGAUCGUCUAUCACCUCUCCAAGUCUGAACUGGAUACCAUCGACUCGCAGCACCGAAUGCAUGAAGACAUCGAAAUGACCAAGACGCCGUCGAUUUACGACGACACGAAGAACCAUAGGGAAAGCAACUCUAAUCAGUGUGUCUAUGCUGCACACAACUCUGUCAUCAUAGACGAGUGCAAGGUAACUCUGGCGGCCAAUGGAAAGUCAGCUGACUGCAGUGUUGAGGAAGAGCCUUGGAAACGUGAAAAAUAAUGACCUGAAUCUCAGCCAAUUCUUGAAUAAACUCCCCAGCGUAUCUUAUGGUAAAAGAUGCUCUAAACAGGCUUCCUUUGCGAAAGGAAAAAUGCAUAUAUUUCUAUGUUUACUUAAUCUGUUAGCCGAGGCUUAGAGGAGUUGUUGUGCACCGUGAUGACAGGCACCGUGCUGUGUCUUUGCCAAAUAAUGCUUCAUAACUGUCUAAUUUUCUUACUUGUGUUACUGUCUGGAUGGAUGCUCCUGGAGAAACCACUUUGAACAGAAGACACGUUCUUGCGAGCUUCCCUGUGUCUCGAUGCAGACCUGUGUACGCUGUUUCCCCAGGGAGACAGGAUGAAAGCAGUGUGGUACACGCCAGGGACUGGAGACAGUGAGCACACGCAGUAUGGUAUUCCUUAAAGUGUUCAUGGCUCACCUUGUUCUGCACUAAAGAUUCUGCUAGAAGCCUCUAGAAGUUCCUCCUCUCCAACCUGUAGAGUCAGCACCUGCGUUGAGCUGAAGCAUCUGUUGUAGGGAACUCUGACGACUUACAAUUUGGGUACUAUCUAAGUUAAAUGUUUCAGAGUUUCAGUGGGUACCCAUACUCUUGGAAGGCAGGUGACCCUGGAGCCUAUCACAGCUGCUCUGCCUUCUAUGUGUGUGUGUGUGUGUGUGUGUGUGUGUAGAUGAAAAAUGGGGAAUUUAAAAUUUGAAAAUGAACUAGGAAUUAUCUGCACGUAACUACUACAUACCUUGAGAAAAGUAGGAGAACAUAGUCAAUCUAACUUUUAACCAGACUUAAAUAUUCAAGCACACUUGUUUGAUUUGCAUUCAGACAGUAGAGUGAAGUUGUGUGAUCGUCUGAUCUGUUUGCAUUUGUUCCACGCAUAAGAUUCUCAUUUGAGUUCCUAACAAAAAGAUUUUCAAUAUCCAAAUUGCUUCCAUCACACUCUAAUCCGUCUACAUUGCUGAGCAUUUUAGCUUCCUCACACAGAGGGACACAUGUUGACUAUGCCUCUUUUCGUAUCAUUUUGAUAUAUAACAUGUAGAAAGUGUUCCAUUUUAUAAAGGGCCUGAAAACCAUCCCAAGACACAAAAGCAUUCUUCCUCUUCAGUGAGAAAGGAACAGCAAGCCAACCUCUAUAUAAAACCCUGUAAAGGUGAUAUUCCCAAGACAGAGUGCAGGCAGCCUCAAAGCAUCAAGUAGGGACAAGGAAUGACUCCACACGACCUCCCAGGUAGAAUCCUUUCCAAGGGCUGUGAAAGUCUGAAGGAAGAAAUAGUAUAAUUGGCACAGCAUGGUGGUUUGCCUGUGAUAUGCAGCCAAUGAAUCCUUAAUGAUCAGUUGUGCAAGCUAAAAUUCUGUCUCCACUAUUAUCUUCUGAUGAAUAACCCACAGUAUUUUCCUAAGAUUCCUGGGUUUAAGGGUGAGCUGGGAACUUGAGUAACCGAGAAACAGAACACAUUUGACUCUAAAGAGCAGAUAGAACCUGGUCUAUAGGUCAAAGUACAUACGUCUUCCGAGGCCAAUAGAGCUGGGGAGACUUUCAUAAAUAAGAGUAGGAUACAGUGUCUCUGACAAAGGGUACUGCGACAUUGUCUCUCUUUGAGUUCUGUGACUUCUCUCCUUCAAAUCAGACAGCUUGGAAACAUACAAAAGACAACAGAUUCCUGGGUUUUGUUUGUUUGUUUGUUUGUUUUAUUUUGUUUUAAUCUCAUAAACCUUAAUUGUUUUUAAACAAGGACCACCAUGGAGCAGUAUUAACUGAAUUAUUUAUUUAUUUUUUCGGUUUGGUUUUUGGCUUUUGAAACAAGGUCUUGCUGUGCAGCCCAGGCUAGCUUCAAACUCACAGCCUUCCUGCUCAGCCUCAGUUCUAAGAUGGGCACCAGCGUAUCAGCUGGCAGAUGGUUUUUGAGGGCUGUUUGUUUUCACCUUCAUUUGAAGGACAGUUAGCAGGGUAGCUAUGACAGGCAAUGAAUCCCUUAUAGAAGACAAGAGGGACCAAGAUGACAGUCUUUGGUGUAGCCGUGGAACUGUUCCAGAUAGCCUGAAAGUGGUACCCACUACUCCCGUAGGAAAUGCUUUCCUACCUGUGUAGAUGUAUCUAGGGAAGGCAUCCAGGAGCAUGCUGGGUUUUGCUAUGUGUGUUGGGGGACGUCUUUCCAUACAAUGGUUCUCCCCAGAUCGUUACUUAUACAUUGACCUUUUCUCAAAAGCAGUCACAUGAUGACAAUGUGUGCUGUCGUUUCAUAGUCUGCCUGAAAACCUUUCUAGUUUGCUUUGUCUUCAGCUUGUCCCUAGCUGUCCCAUCAACCUAUGUCAGAGGGCAGUGAUUUUAGGAGAGCCAAGGGACACUGCUUCCCUAGUCGGGUUUUGCUGAUUUCAGAUUACAUACCUGGUCUCACAAGAAUUGUAGAUCUGAAUGUCCAGUCUCUUAUGUGUAGUUCUCUCUCUCUCUCUCUCUCUCUCUCUCUCUCUCUCUCUCUCUCUCUCUCUCUCUCUCUCUCUCUCUCUCUCUCCCUUUCUCUAAAACACACACACACACACACACUGAAUGUGUCAUCACAUACACUAAAUCUAGGGAGGUUUGUAUUUUGGUACUUUGGUAGCCCUAUUCCUUAAAUGGAUUCAGUUGUUACUUGUUAGGAAACAAAAUCAUUUCAGAAGCAAACCAACCAAGCAGACAUUCAGCCUUCCAUUUCUCAUCCUUUCCCUUUGAGAAGCAAGAGGAAUUAAUAUUCAGCUAUUGAGUAAAACCCAGCAAAGCCAAUCCAGUCAGUGAAUAAGAUGAUUGUUUUGAAGGUAGUGUUUAACCUUAGAUUUCUGAGGGUAGCCUCUCCAUAUACAGUCAUCAGGAUAUAAGCACACAAAACCUCAGUAAAGGCCUGGAGGUGAUUUUAGGACCACAAGGUUACAACCAGAUUCUGUUUUUUACUUCCUGUUGGGUAUAGCAAAAGCCUGUGUGGUCCCAUUGCCUGUAGAAUUUUCAUGCUCCAUAGAAGACAAAUGGCCUCUUCUCUCUCUAGUCAGCUUGGACAGUCAAGAGUGAAAGGCUACUGAAAUGUCCCUGGAUGGAGACUAAGAAAGCAGAGAAGUGGGUAGGAAGAAUUCAGUGUAGGGGACAGUUUCUGCAAGGGGAUGCUGGGAGUCUCAAUGGUCAGCUGACCAGGUCUCGGGUAAUUUCCUGUGAUGGCUGGAAAAUCAUGCCGCAUGCAGAUACAAUUAUCUAGAGGACCUCUCUCACUGAGAUAUUGGGAAACUUAUCUCUGGGGUCCUCAGAAAAAAAACCCAAUCCUGCCUUGAUUUGCAAAUAAUCUCCCGUUUGUCCUCCAAAGCAAAUCACUCUAACUUUUUGGUUUUGUCAGGACCCAGGCUCUCGCUUUUGCGUGAUUUCUCUCAUGCAGCAGAGCAAUAAAUCCAAACAGGAGUUCCCACACUUGUGACUCGGGUAGACAAGUCUGAGCAGCUCUGACCUUUGAUGACUGAGACUGCAGCAGUUACAGCCCAGGGGCAGCUCACCCAGCUUCUGCUCUCUGUCGUGGGCUUCACACUUUUGCUUAUUUUCCAGCCUAAUUCGUGAUAAACCGAGAAGAAGGACCAGAUGGGAUUUUCCCAUAUUGGGAUACUUACGGGACCCCAGGGCCAAGGACUGUAGGAAGAUACAGUGUCUCAAGUGAGGGUUUCCUAAAUCAAGUUGUCACUGAAUAUUCAUGGUCUUGGCAUCUGUAGAAAUUUCUGGCUAUACCCAAAAGAAGGGUCACUGCGUGCCAACCAAGUCAGGUGGCAAAAGUGACAGCUAUCUUUUCGCGGGUGGAGUGAUAUAAAAUCUGCUCAAAAACACCCAUCGGUUUAGGAAUUUCCCUAAAACUCUCUUCCCAGUUCACUGCUCUCUUCCUUUCUUUCCAUCCCAUUGCUCAACAGUCAGGGUGGUAAAUAAAUGAUCAUGUAGUUAUGUGGGGGUUGGCCGGGGAGGAGACAGCAGAUCUUAACUGAGUAAUAUCCAGUCUCACUGCCUAAACCAUAAUUAGGCAACGGCACAGGGAUGCUUAAAAACAACGUGGUUUGGGAGAGGAAACAUUUGAUUUAGACACUGCCUCCUUGUAGCUGGGUGGCUUACACAGGCCACUGUCCGUCAGUGCUUCUCUCGCUUCCAUAUGAGAAGGAAAGGGAUUGGACCAAAUGACUAAAGUCUAGCUCUGCGCAUGUACUUUUCUGAUCUCUACUUUACUCUCUUUAAUCUUCAGAGGCUUCCUGGUCUAAAGCAUGGCUUAUUUGCAUUUUAAGUUGUAAAAACCCACAAUAACGAAUAAUUGGUUUAGAUGUCCCUCCCCCCCCCCCCGCAUUCCCUUUGGGCGACUCCAGCUCAAGCCUCUAUUCAUCCCAUCCUUUACAAAUAAGCUUGGAGAGCUACCAUUUUAACCCAUACUUUAACCCACGGUAAAUUUUUUUUUGAAAGAUUCCUUUAACCUAAACUCACUGUUCUCACAGGAGCGGCCAUUCUGCCCAGGGAAAUCCUCUGCAGAGUCACGGUGAGGGACCAGACACCUCACAGAUGCUCUUGGGCUCUUGCAUCAUGCCUGCUGUGGCAACAGAGCUCACUCCAAAUACUCAGCCCACACCAUUUUCCCCAAACAGCCCUAAUUGCCAAACCUGUGUGGGAACUUGGGAGGCUCUGGCAAACAAGCUUGAACACUCCUGACAUUUGGUGCGAGAUUCACACAACCACAGCAACCAUCUCCACGUACCUUUCCCUCCACAUGCGUGCCGUGCAGGCGUAUACAUCUAUUCCUGAGCCAGGGAGCCACACCUUUCCUCCAGAGGGACGUGCAGGCAGAUUUGAAAGUUUCCCUCUUGGUUUGCUUGCAUAAUGGACAGAACAUUGUAGGGACGGACGCCGUCACUUAUAAGAGGGGUGUUUUCCCGUUUGCUCGAGCCCUUUCCUGUGUCUCUAGUUAGGAUGUUGUAAGCCCACUUACCCUCUCCGGUUCUGUUGUAAUAGGCCAUAGCUUGCGUGUUUGCCCUCUGACCAAAUUUCUGCUAGAGUGGAGUUGAUAUGUCUAGUGCAGUGGACAUCUUCUUGCCAGAAAAGAUUUCAGCUCUUCAGAUUUGGGCAUGCAAGAUGAAAACGAGGUCUAAAAGGGUUACCUUUUGCUGGUGGUAGUGAUGGUGGUUGGGUGUCCCAUAUCCAUCCCCCUGUCCCCCACCACCACCCCUACCCCAGCCUUGAGGUAGCAGAAGACCGGGAGCAGAGGAGAGAGAUAAUGUUUCUUAACUGACCCAUUUGAGGUCGCUGUCGAAAAGUGAGAGAUAAGGUCCCUGGGGAAUAAGGUGCACACUACCACCGGGAAUCAUUUCCCAUCAGCAUUUUUUUUCCUAUGCCAUCUUCCAGUCUUGUUUUAUUUUUUAUCCUGUGACCCAGUUACCCAUUCUGGUAUUUUUAAAAGUCUUUCUGGUUGUAUUUUGAGGAGUUUCUGUGCCGAGAACAAAAUCUACUGUUGGAAUAGACCUGUUCUCUGCAGAGCCAGUAUGUAACCUAGACAAUGGGUUCCUCUGGAGACACCCCCAAUCCCUGGAUGAGCUUUGGAACCUGACAACGACUGUUAUCCUUGUUACCAUCCUCUGGGACAUGGGCAUGAUGCAGUCAGAGCCUUGCUGCUUCUGGGCUCUGUUUCUCCUCGUGGCAACUAUUUACUCUGCCUGGAAACAGCCCGCUGCCUUUCCUAGGGGACAGAUACACCACAAGCCAAGGAAGUUGAUCAAACAUAUCCCUAAGGUUCCUCCCUGCUGGAGCAAAUUCUCUGAAACACAGUCAGAAACUCGGCUCCCUGGUGACUUAAUCCUCCAUAUUUCCCUUCCUGUCUUAAGAGUCUUUGGUACCCAGAUUCUUCUACGGCUCACCUCAGCUUUUUCCCCUUCCUUCCUUCCUUCCUUCCUUCCUUCCUUCCUUCCUUCCUUCCUUCCUUCCUUCCUUCCUUCCUUCCUUCCUUCCUUCCUUCCUUCCUUCCUUCCUCUGUGAGAGCUCAGCAUCCCACCUUCACGCUGCACAUCACACUCAGAUCAUCUGGUCAUAUAGAGAUUUGUAUAUAUGAAAACAAACCUACUUUUGAGAGAAAUUUUGUAUAUUCUUUUUCUAUUUGUUUUCUACAGCUUGAGGAGAGAGCUGGCAAACUGUGAACUGAAUUUAUCUUGAUGCCAGCAGAUAUAUUUUAGCUUCCUGGGAAGAACCUGUGUUACUAGGGACAGCAUAUUGCCCUCUGAUCAGUAUUGCACCCUAAGUCUACAAAAGCUAUUUUGGCCCAAUCUUACAUUCUUUCUUACACGAAUCCCCAAAGUUCUUUGCUAUUAUUUAUAAAGAGAAAUAUUUAUAGUCCUGGAUAUUACAAGUUUAACCUUAAUUUAGCCUUUAAUAGUAUUACGCAUGUUUAUAUCUAUUCUUCAAAAAUCGUAAAGACUCAGAGUAGGCCGAAAUAAUGUAUUUAGUAUCUGUAAUUUUUCAGACAGAUAUUUUCUUAUGAUAUUUUCUAUACAACCACAUAGAUAGAAGUGCAACUAAUUUGAGCACAAGUUACUAUAGCAAUUUAGGGUUAUCAGCUGUUUCUUGAGCAUACAGCCACAUUUGAGAAGUUUAGGAACUCGGUCCUUGACGAUGCAAUGAGUAACAUGACCUAACUAGGCACAAGGAAUUGCUCAACCCCCUUAGGUACUCAGGAUGCGCAUCUGGACAGCUAAUCCUCCAAUGCCAAGGAACGGGGAUGACUUCUCUUCUCCCGGCACUGGACCUUGCUUUCCCAAUCGACCAUUCUAAUUUUCCUUUCCCAUAAGAUAAAGGCUGGUGCUAACAGUGGGGUCUUUUCUAUAUCAGAGUCUUCUAUACAUUCCUAAACGCUUAUGUGAAAAUUGGCCUAGGAAAAUGUUGAGUAGCAAAGACUGAGGAUGAGUGGUAGGACAAGAAUUAGGGACAGGUUAGGUGCAGUUUUGAGUCUUGCCAAGCAAAACGAGAGCAAAACCUCACAUUGUUGCAUGAAUUGAACAUAUAUUUUUAAAGAAAAUUAAAGAUAACGUAUUUUUAGUACCCGGAUUUCAGAAUCCAUACUGUGUCACUGGGGGACUGGAGGUGGGAUUUAGAGGCACACUGAGUUUAUUUAGGAUAAACCCAAAUAGAUUAACCUCAGGUAGACAUCAAACUAUGUAACCUUCCCUCAAGGUAAACCAGUAGCCACGGAAAACACGCGGUGUCUUUCCUCCACCAAACACACUCUCUGAGGUGGUAGCAGGGCUAGUAUUUUGCCGUGUUUGCAAGGGUAGUCUGUUACAUAGAACACAUGCUCGCAUGUAUUUGAACCUGCUUCUCAUUAAUGAACAGAUUAGAUGUGCCCUCCACUGGCUAAGAUUGUACCUGUUUCCAAGCACAGCUAGCUGUCAGAGCAUGGCGUUCUUGUGUGUACACGCUGACACUUGGUUCACGCAUGAAGACAGUGCCUAUGCACUUUGUGUAGUGAUAAUGUAGGUAUUUGUGUGUAAUUUCAGUGAAAUGCUGUAUAGAUGUAAUUUAAUUUAAAUGUUGUUCUUGCUGUUUAUCUAAAUGCAAUAGAUAUGUUGAUUGCUGUUUGGAAUACUUUUUUUUUUGCCGUCUUGGGUAUUUUCUAGGGGUUAUUUCUCUUUCUCAAUGUAAUCUGAAGAACUUACCUGUGAAGCCUCCAUACUGAUGAUUGUUUGCAAAUCUAUGUGUUCAGCACCUUUGUAAAUACAACUCUGAGCAGGGAUAGGGUUAAAUGUGUGUCUUGCCACACAGCGAAAGGUCAUUCCAUGCCUGCAUCCUUCCCAUUCCAUGCACUGGGGAAGUUGUGGUUGUCAAGGCCGAGGGAGGUUUAGAAUGAGGACACUCAUCUCCUGUCCUCCCUCACCAGAGGGCUGGUCCUAUAGAGACAAAAGAAGGGGGGGCUCCCUCUACUCCUUGGCAUGCUCAAAUCAUGUCUUUGGGGAAGAGUCAACCUCCUGGUUGUCAGAUCUUCAUCAUGACAUGAUGCUCAUGACCUAAGAUUCUGAAGAGCCGUGUUCCCCUUGACGUCUUGAGUCAGAAAGCGAGGAUGCAUUUACUGAUUAGCUGCUGUGCAGGUGAAACCCCCUGCCCCCACCCCCCCCCCCCAAAGCACAGUCCUGGCAGCAUUGCACAUUUGUCAGAAAACAACAGAAUACUAUAAGCACAGCAAGGCCAGGGGCCAGCAGUGGCCAGGGGCCAGCCUUGGCUGCGGCAGACAGCCAACGUCUGAUGCGCUGAUCCCAAGUAUGUGACAGGAGUCUGAUCUCCCUACCCAGAAUGCCCUGCUUGCUUGUGUGAAGUGGAUGAGAAUGAGAUUAACAAGGGCAAUUUGAUGCUGAUGACCCAAACCACAUCCCUCCUCAUACUCACUGAAUACCGUGCUGUGAGCUCUGGCGUUCCCGCAGCCCCUCCUUCUUUCAGAGAUGAUGAAGAUGUGAAGUUCAUUCAUUUCCAGUGGCUGCUCCAGAUAUGUGGAGUGAGGGGAUGUGGUGUCUGGGUCCUUCAAAUUCUGGAUGAGAACUGGACUGAAGGGAAAGUAGACUGUAGGCAGGAUUAAUGGUGUCCCUCAAGUUCACAGUCCCUGCUAGUCUGGUGUCAUGUAGCAUAGUGUAUCUAUAAUAGCACGUGGUAUUUAAAGACUAAUGAAUGGAAAAAGACGAGAAACUCAACUAAUUUGGAGACUGUUUCUUAUAUAUGGUACUAGGAAAUACCUUGCUGGCAAAGCACAUCUUGGGUAGCUGAGGUCUCCCAUGUUUGUCUUCAAUGUUUUUGUGAUGUGAACUGAUAACUGUAACAUUUCCUGUGUAAAAUAACUGGAUACUCUUCAUCUGAUGGAAAUAACCUGGGAAUCCAAUCCUUCACUAAGUGUUUUAACUUUUGUGUGUAUAUAUAUAUAUAUAUAUAUCAUCAAUAAAUGUGGAUUCCAGUUUC